Messenger RNA from Pleuronectes platessa (European plaice), 19021 nucleotides. RefSeq names its product calcium channel, voltage-dependent, L type, alpha 1C subunit (gene cacna1c). Gene Ontology annotation, molecular function: high voltage-gated calcium channel activity. The record is from RefSeq and is a predicted model, not a curated record. Gene Ontology annotation, cellular component: membrane; voltage-gated calcium channel complex. Lineage: Eukaryota; Metazoa; Chordata; Actinopteri; Pleuronectiformes; Pleuronectidae. Gene Ontology annotation, biological process: calcium ion import across plasma membrane.
GGGAGCCUGUCUGGUGGAGCCAGAGCCACUUAGCGCUCACUGGGGAUGAGACUGUUUGACAGAGAGAGAGAGAGACACAGUCAGAGAGCUGGCAAAUUGAGAAAAAAAUGAGCCAGUCGGAUAUGAAAUAGAGAGAAGUGAGGUGUGUUAGAGAGGGGAUUAUCAACAAGUCCAUCACAAGCCGAAAAAAAACACGCCUAGCUGUCAGAGCUCUUUAGCUGUCAGGAAACACAGACUGAACUUUGUCAUGAACGGAAAAACUGAUGAAGUGGAGUAAAUUGAGGGAAAGAAACGUUUCAUGAUACCAGACAGUUAUUUUGACAUCGUGCUGCCAUGACUCAUCUCCGCAAAGGAUGAAAGACAGAAGAUAAAAAUGGAAAGGAUUAUGCAAAAGGAGAGGAGAUGAUCAUUACCAUCAUAUUAUACGUUUUCAACCUGUCCUGAUCUCAACCAUCACCCCCAACAAGACAAAACAUCGCCAAGAAAGCAAGAGUGGGAGAGGCAGUGAGAAGUAGAGAGUGGGAGGACUGAAAUAAGUAGCACCGAUAAAGAUGUGGUCGGGGCCACAGGGGUAAACUCUCGGAGUGAGACAGGGGAAGUGGAAAGGGGGGAUCAGUCAACAAAACUGGAGGAGAGGGAGAGGAGGCAAGACAGAGGGAACAUCUGUACCAGUGACGGAGGGAUCCUAAUCAAGUGAAUUGGACUGGGAACGCCGCUUCAACAUCACAGGGUAAAAAAAAAAUCUGCAGGACGACGAGCAGAGUCGCUUGGAGCUGAGAAAUGUCAAGUCUUAAGAUAUCCCUGUAUGGGUGAAUGAGGAGAAUUGGGAACUUAAUCAAUAAUCAAUCACCCCAGUGGAGUCCGUUAUUGAUCCAGGACUUGGGCUGUGUGGUUCUUUCAAAACCUCAGGACAAACUGCGAGCGCUGGUGCACGUGUGUUGUCUGACGUACAGCGACUCUCUGAAAGGACCCCAGUGGGACAGUUUAAGAUAUUUUUAGUAAAUCUGGGAAGCAGCACUGUGAUCUGUCCUUGUUUGUUCCAACUGCUCCUUUUGGACUUUUAUAAUCAUGUCUGAUUUGUAUGUUUUUGAGUUGCACAGGAACAUCGCAGUUUAAAUUGGCAAUUCACAAUACAGUAACAGAGUUUGACUGCAACCCAAACUGCACCACUGGGAAAACUCAGAGAAAGCGUUUUAUGUUUUUCUCUUAGCUUUUAGUGCAGUUAGCGCUCCAGUCACAUUUGUAAGCCGUGCUGUCAUCCAGGAUGGAUUAGUUGUGCUUUCGCUGCAGUGCGUGAUCAUUUUUGUAGAAAGAACUCACGGCAUCAGUGCUGUUAGUCUGUAUUUAGUUUCCCGGAGGUUUGUGCUGGAGGGAUAGGUGCCAUUAAAGGUUAUGCCCGUCCAUGCUUGCAAUAGUUGUCCGAGAAGAAUAAUCACUUCCUUUGCUUGUAGAGAUGGAAUUCAUAACACUGGAGGAGGAGUAAAUAUUGAGAUUUACAGAUACUGAAAGUGUCAUCGAAGAAGAUAUUAUUACUACUGCGGGAUUGUGCGCCUUCCCCCUGAGACUAAACCACAGUCAAACUCCUCAGUUCCAAGCUCUGCUGUGACAGCUCUAAGUGCAUUAAAUGACCUGACUAAAGGACCUUUCCAACAGUGGUACCUGUAGCAGUAGAGCACCAUCAGGACAAGAAGAAAACUUUGGAUAAGGAAUUACUGGAGCUGCAAUUAACGGCCCAAUCCAAACACUGAAAAGUUCUAGAGAGGAUCGAGGAGAGUGUUACUACUGGACUGUGAGACGAGUGAGAGACCACCGGAGCCAUGCUGAGAAGCCUGUUCCAGCGGAAACCUAAACAUGAGAGACUGGAAGAGGAACCUGAGGUCAGAUUUAAAGGCUUGCUGGUGUCAGAGAAAGACCUUGGAUACAAAUAUGUCCGACCUGGAGGCUCCGACUACUCUCCCCCUCCCCCCCUGCCUCGGCCACCUCCCCCCGGCCUGACAAAUGAGCACAGCGGCGGUGGCAGCCAUGGUGAACACGGUGGUGGAGGGGGCACGGUCAAUCACGGGGUGGGCGUGGUGGGCCUGGCUCCGGAGCACAUGGCCACUCCGGGGGCGGCCCUGAGCUGGCAGGCGGCCAUCGACGCUGCACGGCAGGCAAAGGCGAUAGGCAACGCCGUGUCAGUUGGAGGGGCGGGGCUCGGGUCGGGAGGCGGCGGGCCCAUCUCCACGGCUAGCUCCACGCAACGGAAGAGACAACACUAUAGCUCCAAGCCCAAGAAACAGACAACGACGACAGCCACAAGGCCGCCACGGGCCCUACUCUGUCUAACGCUCAAGAACCCCAUCCGCAGGGCCUGCAUCAGCAUCGUAGAGUGGAAACCAUUUGAGAUCAUCAUCCUGAUGACCAUUUUCGCCAACUGUGUGGCCUUAGCCGUCUACAUCCCCUUCCCUGAGGAUGACUCGAACGCCACCAACUCCAACCUGGAGCGUGUGGAGUAUCUGUUCCUCAUCAUUUUCACAGUGGAGGCGUUCCUGAAGGUAAUAGCCUAUGGCCUGCUCUUCCACCCCAAUGCGUACCUGAGGAAUGGCUGGAAUCUGCUCGAUUUCAUCAUUGUGGUCGUAGGGUUAUUCAGCGCCAUCUUGGAGCAGGCCACCAAGGGGGAUGGGGGAACUCCCAUCGGAGGGAAAGCAGCAGGCUUUGAUGUCAAGGCUCUGAGGGCAUUCAGAGUACUCAGACCCCUCAGACUUGUGUCUGGAGUGCCAAGUUUACAGGUAGUGUUGAACUCCAUAAUCAAAGCCAUGGUUCCUCUGCUCCAUAUCGCCCUGCUGGUCCUCUUUGUCAUCAUCAUCUAUGCCAUCAUCGGCCUGGAGCUCUUCAUGGGCAAGAUGCACAAGACCUGCGCUCAUGAGCAUAUAGGCACCAUUGCAGAGGAGAAGCCUGCACCAUGUGCACCUGCCGGGGCUUAUGGUCGACACUGUUCUCACAACGGAACCGAGUGCAAAGUGGGAUGGGAGGGUCCGAACGACGGCAUUACCAACUUCGACAACUUUGCCUUUGCCAUGUUGACGGUGUUCCAGUGUAUAACCAUGGAAGGCUGGACCGACGUGCUAUACUGGGUGAAUGAUGCCGUAGGUUACAUGUGGCCCUGGAUCUAUUUUGUCACCUUAAUCAUCAUCGGCUCCUUCUUUGUGCUAAACUUGGUUCUGGGGGUGUUGAGCGGAGAGUUUUCCAAGGAGAGGGAGAAAGCCAAGGCUCGCGGUGACUUCCAGAAACUCAGAGAAAAACAGCAACUGGAGGAGGACCUCAAGGGCUAUUUAGACUGGAUCACUCAGGCUGAAGACAUUGACCCAGAGAAUGAGGAGGAGGGCAUGGACGAUGAUAAACCCAGAAAUCUGAGCAUGCCAGCCAGUGAGAAUGAAUCAGUCAACACAGACAAUGCCCCCGGGGGAGACGUGGAGGGUGAGACCUGCUGUACCCGGCUAGCAAAUAGGAUCUCCAAAUCCAAGUUCAGUCGCUACUCACGAAGGUGGAACAGGCUAUGCAGAAGAAAGUGCCGGGCGGCGGUCAAAUCUCAAGUUUUCUAUUGGCUGGUCAUCUUCCUGGUUUUCCUCAACACACUCACCAUCGCCUCUGAACAUCACCAGCAGCCUCAGUGGUUAACGGACGUACAGGACAUAGCCAAUAAGGUGUUGCUAGCACUCUUCACUGGUGAGAUGCUGUUGAAGAUGUACAGUCUGGGCCUUCAGGCAUACUUCGUUUCGCUCUUUAACCGCUUUGACAGCUUUGUAGUAUGUGGAGGAAUCCUGGAGACCAUUCUGGUGGAGACCAAGAUCAUGUCUCCUCUCGGCAUCUCUGUGUUACGUUGUGUGCGCUUGCUACGGAUCUUCAAAAUAACCAGAUACUGGAACUCACUGUCCAACCUGGUGGCCUCCCUGCUAAACUCUGUCCGCUCCAUCGCUUCGCUGUUGCUCCUGCUCUUCCUCUUCAUCAUCAUCUUCUCCCUGCUCGGCAUGCAGCUCUUUGGGGGGAAGUUCAACUUCGACGAGACCAGACGCAGCACCUUCGACAACUUUCCCCAGUCUCUGCUCACCGUGUUUCAGAUACUAACAGGAGAGGACUGGAACUCUGUAAUGUAUGAUGGCAUCAUGGCGUAUGGUGGACCGUCCUUCCCUGGCAUGCUGGUCUGCAUCUACUUCAUCAUCCUCUUCAUCUGCGGAAACUAUAUCCUGCUGAAUGUCUUCUUGGCCAUCGCUGUCGACAAUCUGGCAGACGCUGAGAGCCUGACAUCUGCCCAGAAAGAAGAGGAGGAGGAGAAGGAGAGGAAGAAACUAGCCAGGCUCGCCAGUCCAGAGAAACGCCACAACAACGAGAAACCGCCUCUGAAGGAGGAGAAGAAGAAGAAGAAGAAGGAGAAAAUAGAGCUGAAGUCCAUCACUUCAGAUGGAGAGACCAACACCGCUACUAAGAUCAACAUGGAUGACUACUGUGGAGAUGAGAGUGAAGAGAAGAAUCCCUAUCCUGCAAACGAUUACAUAGGUGACGAGGAGGACGAGGAGCCAGAGAUGCCAGUGGGGCCGAGGCCGCGGCCACUUUCCGACGUUCAGCUGAAGGAGAAGGCCAUUCCCAUGCCUGAGGCUCGAGCUUUCUUCGUCUUCAGCCACACCAACAAAUUCAGGGUUCUGUGCCAUAAGAUCGUCAACCACAACAUCUUCACCAACCUCAUCCUCUUCUUCAUCCUGCUCAGCAGCAUCAGUCUGGCAGCGGAGGACCCGGUCAAGAACGACUCUUUCAGAAACCAGAUCUUGGGCUAUGCAGAUCAUGUCUUCACCGGACUCUUCACCAUAGAGAUCAUUCUUAAGAUGACAGCCUAUGGAGCCUUCGUCCACAAAGGUUCAUUCUGUAGAAACUAUUUUAACAUUCUGGACCUGGUGGUGGUCAGUGUGUCCCUCAUCUCCUCUGGAAUACAGUCCAGUGCCAUUAAUGUGGUAAAGAUCCUGAGAGUUCUGCGAGUGCUCAGACCCCUGAGAGCCAUCAACAGAGCCAAGGGCCUAAAGCACGUGGUGCAGUGCGUGUUUGUUGCCAUCAGGACCAUCGGCAACAUCGUCAUCGUCACCACGCUGCUCCAGUUCAUGUUUGCCUGUAUUGGAGUACAACUUUUUAAGGGCAAGUUCUUCUUUUGUUCAGACGAGUCGAAACAGACUCAGUCCGAUUGCAGGGGUUCCUACAUCAUGUAUAAGGACGGAGAUGUGGGCAAGCCUCAAAGAGCUCACAGAAAUUGGGAGAACAGUGAAUUUAACUUUGAUGACGUCCUGCAAGGCAUGAUGGCUCUGUUUGCUGUGUCUACCUUUGAGGGCUGGCCAGGGUUACUGUACCGGGCCAUAGACUCUCACGCUGAGGAUGUCGGACCCGUUUACAACUACCGCGUGGUUAUCUCCAUCUUCUUCAUCAUCUACAUUAUCAUCAUUGCCUUCUUCAUGAUGAACAUCUUCGUCGGUUUCGUCAUCGUCACAUUCCAGGAGCAAGGAGAGCAAGAGUAUAAGAACUGUGAACUGGACAAGAACCAGCGUCAGUGUGUGGAAUAUGCCUUGAAGGCCCGCCCAUUGCGCCGCUACAUCCCUAAGAACCCCUACCAGUACAAGGUGUGGUAUGUGGUGAACUCCACCUACUUUGAGUACCUGAUGUUCACACUCAUCCUCCUCAACACCAUCUGUCUGGCCAUGCAGCAUCAUGGGCAGACCUCAAAUUUCAAUGAUGCCAUGAACAUCCUCAACAUGCUCUUCACUGGACUCUUCACUGUGGAGAUGAUCCUGAAACUGAUUGCCUUCAAACCAAGGGGGUACUUUAGUGAUCCCUGGAAUGUGUUUGAUUUCCUCAUCGUAAUUGGCAGCAUAAUAGACGUCAUUCUCAGUGAGAUCAACGGACUGCAGAACUCUGAAGAGAACGCCAGGAUCUCCAUCACCUUCUUCCGGCUGUUCCGCGUGAUGAGGCUGGUGAAGCUGCUGUCUCGCGGGGAAGGGAUUCGGACCCUGCUGUGGACCUUCAUCAAAUCCUUCCAAGCUCUGCCAUACGUAGCUCUGCUUAUAGUGAUGCUAUUCUUCAUAUACGCUGUCAUCGGCAUGCAGAUGUUUGGUAAGAUAGCGCUGCGGGACCACACGCAGAUCAACAGGAACAACAAUUUCCAGACGUUCCCUCAGGCAGUGUUGCUGCUGUUCAGAUGUGCAACUGGUGAGGCGUGGCAGGAGAUCAUGCUGGCGUGCUCGCCCAGUCGGCCAUGUGAGAAGGGAUCAACCAAUGAGAACAGCUCGCCAUUCGAGGACUGUGGCAGCCAGUUUGCCAUCAUUUACUUUGUCAGCUUCUACAUGCUCUGUGCCUUCCUGAUCAUCAACCUUUUUGUGGCUGUCAUCAUGGACAACUUUGACUACCUGACACGAGAUUGGUCGAUCCUGGGGCCGCAUCAUCUUGACGAGUUCAAGAGGAUCUGGGCUGAAUAUGACCCAGAAGCCAAGGGGAGGAUAAAGCAUCUUGAUGUGGUAACUCUGCUACGGAGAAUCCAGCCCCCCCUCGGCUUUGGAAAGCUUUGUCCCCACAGAGUUGCCUGCAAGCGUCUAGUGUCAAUGAACAUGCCUCUGAACAGCGAUGGAACAGUAAUGUUCAACGCCACACUGUUUGCCCUGGUCAGAACCGCACUCAGGAUUAAGACGGAUGGUAACCUGGAGCAGGCCAAUGAGGAACUGAGGGCAAUAGUGAAGAAGAUCUGGAAGAGAACCAGCAUGAAGCUCUUAGAUCAAGUCGUGCCCCCUGCUGGUGACGAUGAGGUAACAGUCGGGAAGUUCUACGCAACCUUCCUCAUCCAGGAAUAUUUCCGCAAGUUUAAGAAGAGGAAAGAACAAGGGCUGGUGGCCAAGGUGGCUCCGAAAACUGCCCUCUCUCUGCAGGCGGGCCUGCGGACGUUGCACGAUAUUGGUCCAGAGAUUCGGAGGGCCAUCUCUGGAGACCUGACUGUGGAGGAGGAGAUGGAUAAAGGCCUGAAGGAGCCUGUGUCGGCUGCAUCUGAGGACGAUAUCUUCAGGCGAACGGGUGGGCUGUUCGGCAACCACGUCAACUACUACAACCAGAGUGAUGGCCGUGUGUCCUUCCCACAGUCCUUCACUACCCAGCGUCCCUUGCACAUCAGCCAGAAGGGCUCACCUUGCGAAGGUGAGAGCCCGUCCCAUGAGAAGCUCAUGGACUCGACCACUUUCACUCCGUCCUCUUACUCCUCGUCAGGCUCAAACGCCAACAUCAACAACGCCAACAACACCGGCAUGGUCGUAGUUCCAACUGAGGGAGUCAGUCGAUUCCCGAGCCCGACUAUAAGCACUGUUGACGGACACACAGGACAGCCGCUCACCCCCAUCCUGCUGCCAAGAUCUGCGUGGUGCUUUCCUCCAAAGAGCUCGGACUCAAGUGACAGCCAUCUGCCAAUCCUACGGAGAGGGGAGGAUUCCACGGAGGAGACGUAUGAUGAGAGCUACGUGGACGACAUGGAGUACCACGAGGAUGACCACUCGCUCUCUUCUGACAUGCUCGUGUAUCAUGAUGAAACAUGUCAGCAGUUGACUCCCAUGGAGGAAGGAGAGGAGGUAGAGGACAGAAGAGGAGGAGGAGGGUGGCAGUCUCCCAGGAGAGUCUUCCUCUGCCCCACUUCACUGGGGCGGAGAUCGUCCUUCCAUCUGGAGUGUCUCAGGAGACAGUCAAGGCCAGACGUCUCCCAGAAGACAGCAGUGCCCUUACACCUCGUACAUCAUCAGGCACUGGCAGUGGCAGGGUUGAGUCCUCUGUUAAGAAGGAGUCACUCACCCACCCUCUUCAGCCGACUGUGCUCCACGCCUCCAGCCAGUCCCACAGCCCAUGGCAGUGAUGCCUCCUACCAGCGAGUGCCCUCUCUGAGGCUAGAGGGCACAAACUCCCAUGAAAAGCUCAAUACCAGCUUACCCUCUGUCAACUGUGGGCCCUGGUACAGUGACAGUAAUGGGAACAGCCGAGGGCCUAGUCCCAGUCUAACCCCCAGCGGGUCAAUGUCCAAUCAAAGAGCACCUCGGCCGGUGUCACUCACAGUGCCCUCGCUACUGGGAAAAGACUACAGCUCACUGUCUCAUGGCAGCGCAGGCAGUCUGGUGGAGGCGGUGCUAAUAUCAGAGGGUUUGGGUCAUUUCGCUCAGGACCCGUCAUUCAUCGAGGCAACCAAAGCCGAGUUGGCUGAUGCCUGUGACAUGACCAUCGAGGAGAUGGAGCACGCCGCCAACAACAUUCUCAACGGCAACAACACCACCACCACCACUACCACCAUCACCACGAACGUCACGUCCAGCACCUCUUCUAACUCCCAGAACAGCCCCAAUGGCAACCUCCUCCCCUUCCACACAGAAGCAGCAUCAAUGCACAGGGACCGAGUGGGCAGCUUUAGUCCCAGCGAGGGCGGGGGAGAGGCAGGAGGGAGCAGAAGCUCCGUCCAUGAGCCAUCCUCUAUGGAGGAACGGCAGGAGCUGCUAGCAGGGGGGAGAGGACAGGAGGAGGAAGAGGAGGAAGAGGAGGAGGAGGAGGAAGAGGCAGGAGAGAGGGAGGAGGGUCACCACAGAGCCUCAGAUGUAAUUGGAGAAACGCGGCAGAGGGACAGCGGGCUGUUAGAAGAUGAGGAUAUGGAGUGUGUGACGAGUUUGUAGGAGUCAGCUCGUCGGAUUCGAUCGGCCAACUGGCCCCUCUGACAUCAUCAGAGACUGACGCUUGUCAGUGCUGGGUAACAGCGCCGCAGCUGGCUCUGUCUGUCCCCACCCCACACACACCCACACACACUGUCUGCCUCUCUGCCAGACGUGACUGCUCUGGACAAUGGCCGCCAGUGACGCAACCUUAAACACCUGGUUACAACUUUGUUGGUUUAUAUGAGUUUGUAUGUGCGUGAAUGUUUGUAGUAAAGUUUACCACACUAUACUCUAUACUAUCUGACUGUAUGCUUGUGUGUGGUCUAUGAUUUUCUCUAUUUGUACAUGUACGUGUGUGUGUGUGUACUCACCACACAUGUUUGAGUGUGUCUCUAAAGUGCCUCACAGUUUUAUCAUGUCCUCAAAGAGCGAUGAGCAGGAAAGUAGAGACGAGCAAAGAAGACGAAGGAAAGUAGGAUGAAGGAAACAACAGAGGCAGGAAGUCAUUUUAUAGAUUUCCUGCAGUCGAUAUCGCGGGUUCAUGGAUUUCAUUUCCUAUGCCUACUUUGGUGUUGUGUUAUUGUUGUUUGCCUGGCCGCCAUGAAGCCUGGUGGGGGACAGAAGACCAGCUUGUGGGGGGGUCAGUUAAGGAUUAAAAUCUGACCGCACCCACUUGCGGUCAAAGGUCAACUCCUCUUUCUUAGUUCACUGAUGAUGAAGCGCUGUAUUGAGUAAAACAGGGGCAGGGAAACCCCUGUUUGAAAUGUCAUUUCUCCUCCAAUCCCAAAGCUAAGGAACCAUGGAGCACAGCCCUGCCAACCUGGGGAUGGGAUUAAAGUGACACACCACCCUCAGCCAAAGGGGGGAAGGAUUUGAGGGAUGGACCAACAGCCACCGCUGAUCAAAGGGGCAACAGGCAGAGAGAGACACUCUCCGGCCAACAGGAAGCCGCCCAGCUCUUUUUUCCACUGAUCAGUUAUCGAGAGACAAACUCACCUCGUCAGUCGCCGAGUUCGGGCUUUGACUCCUCUGCCGCGUUUCCCUCGGUUGGCCAUGACCACUUCCUGUCCAAAACCGGAAUGGGAGGAGCAUUUGGUGGCCAAGCAGAGACAGCAAGCCCUCUUGUCUGCCUCAUACCUCGCCAUUCCUCACACUUCCCUCUCUCCUUCCUCCCUCCUCUUUGGUUGUUAAACCAUCCCUGCCGCCUCCAUCUCUGGGUUUUUGCUUUUUCAGCCCUUGGGGAGGCGCGUGUGUGUGCGUCAACAGAGAUGGUGGAGGAGAGAACGGGAGUGACCAAUUUGAAAGAACACAGACUAGCGGGCAUUGGUCCACACAGGAUCUGUCUGCCAAUCAACUUCACUUCCUUCUCCGAGACCCUUCUCUUCCUCUCAGCGUGGAAUCCUAUAGGAUUUGCUGCCACACUCGCUCUCUACAGACCACGCCCACUAUGUAUUUAACAGUUCAAUAUUGUGCAAAACUGGCUAGCCAUGACUAUUUUGUUUUAUAUUCAUGAUGUUAUUGGUUUAAUUUAUCCUUGAUUUGUUUGCACAAUCUGGGUGCUGGUCUUAUAAAUGUAUUUUUUGCUUGGUUUAUUUUAGGAGAAUUUUUAAGAGGUUUUAAGUAUCGAAGCAGGGCGUAGAGUUUGCGUGCAAGUGCAUAACUAUAUUUGUGUGGGUGUGUCUGAAUUUUAGUACAGGAUGUGUGGAUUCGUGUACGAGUGUGCGAGAUAGUGUGUGUAUCUAAAAGGGGGGUCUUUCUCUCUAUCCGUAUGCACCUUUUACAGAUUGUAUCUAUUUAUUUAUUUAUUUUUCCCAGAAGAGAAAAAAACGUGUGUGAGGAUAAGUGUGUGUGUGUCUGUGUGCGUGCUCCUGUGUUUGAGUGGUUACUUAAGUAUUCUAAAAAGUUGAUUUUAAGCCUAGACACUAAAUUAAGGUAGCAUUACAAGUAUGGUGUUUUGUGUGUUUGCGAGAAUGUGUCUGUGUGUGUGUGUGAUAAUGGGCCUCCUUAACACAGGGUCACCAUGGACAGGCAUGCUUCCAAAGCUUUGUGAUUUCUUUGGCACGGUUUUUUGCUUUUUAGCCAAGCUGCAGUCAGAAGCCACUUGACCUUUUUCCUUUUUUGUGUGUAACUGCUCAUUACAUCACGUUUCCUUUACAUUUCUGUUUGGAGCUAGUUCAGUGUUUAAGGUAUCCAGCCAGGACAGGAGUUUACAUUGGUGAUCGGCAUCGCAGCUUGGAGGUGCGCCAUUUUGGCAGUCGCUGCUUUUCCUCAUCAUGGACGGUCGCUCUGAACGGUAGAAGCACCAAAUUCAUACUGCCACAGUCGGGUGAAUGACCUGAGGUGGGUUCCGCUGUAACCCGAGAACAGUAAUCACAUGAUUUCCUCAUUUAAUCAUAGUUAAAGCUACAAAUGAAUUAUUAGGGCUGGUGUACAGAUGCUGCAAGACUUCUGAGUCACACCUCUUUCUCUGAGGUGUGCUCACAUCACAAAACAUUAUGACUUAUUAGCACUGUUGAUUUGUAUUUGUCUGUAGUGCAGUUUACUGGGAAAACUCAUUACUGGGGAAUUAUAAUACAAACAGGAGAUUUACAGAUAAUUGAUAAUCGAUUGGUUGAUGGGAUUCAUUGUUGGAUAUCAAUCAGAAAACUGUCUGAGGGAAGUUGCGUCGUGGAACAUUUCCUUGUGUUUUUUUCUUUUUCUCUUGCCUUCUUGGUAGCAUGCUGACAUCUGUUGACUGACCUUUCUCUAUUUUAGCCUCUCCCUUGAUUACAGUUUGUAUUUAGCUUAAUGGCCACAGUACGCCAUCGAUAAUUAUGGUAGUCAGGCCUCAGUACAUUACACAGGGAACAGGUCUCCCUCCAGUAUUAUAUCUCAUAAAACCAUUCCUGACGUAAGCGUCACAGCACCGUCACAUUUAUUAUCAGUAUUCAGAUGAUAUGAAAUCUGAAAAACCCCACGAUCUUGAUGCAGAAUCAACGAGACAAAAAGAUAGUAUUAAAAAUACCGGACCAGUGAAGAUACAUAUAUAUAAAUAUAUUUACCUACAAAAGCAGAAAUAGAUGGUGUAAGAAAGUCAAGGGUUUAGAUUUUUUUUUUUAUAAAUGCAUUUUGCCAAAGUAUAAUAAUAUCUCUAAAAUCCAGCCAAUCCAAUCCCAGAUACAUUAUCACGUGUUAGUUGUAACUUCACUUUUUCGUCACGGUCUCACUGCUGAGCUCUCGUUCCUCCGCGUUAAGCAGAGCAGGUUUGUGGCAGGGAAGGGUUUGCAUGAACACACAGCCAUACACUGCAUCCUGUGCCAGUAACGGACUCCUGACAUUAUUAUGCAAAUUAAAUGUGAAUUUUGAAUGUUUUUUCAGUGGCAGUACUAAUGUGGCUGUGAUCAUAUACGGCAAACCCUGAAGAACUCUGUGUCGUCGAAGGAAUACCUUCCCUGGUAUUUAGACUGUUAUUCUUUUUCACAACACUAGCUUCACAACACUAUCUUAGCUCGCAUCAGUUUGAGUAUAAGCUGUUUAUUUUCCUUUUCAGACUUUUAGUCUAAAAUCUAGCACGGCGGAUUUGAGUACAGUCGUGUGUUGAUUCAUGUGCACGGCAGGAUCUUGCUUCAGGGCUUAAGCCGCACAAUCUCAAUUUGUGCUUUGGUUUUUGUUUCUACCCUUUGUUGGAUCAGUUAAAUAGUUAACCCUCACUUUAAAACACAGCAGGGGUUCCUCCUCCAGGCUCCUCUCCCUCUUAGGGUCUAAAUCCUCACUGAUAAAUGUUACCAGUGGGCACCUGCAUUUUAAAGGACUUUGUCACUUUAAAGUUUGUACCCAAGCUACUUUUGGCCCGGAAUGUUAUUCUGCUUAUUAUCGACCAUAUCAUCCAGUGUAACAGCAGCCCUGAAUGUUCGGAUAACAAAACCAUGUGAGGAAGAACAGAGAACAACAGAGUCACUCUUAGUCCUGGUCAUUUAUUCUCAAGGUUGCAUAACAGUUAUUGUAUUUAUCAUCGUAGCCUUCAGAUGAAUUUAUGGGUAAUCACAAAAAACUCCAAUUUGUUCAGUGUCACAUGAACAUGAAUGAUGCAUAUAUGCUCUCAGAACCUAAAUUCAGCUCUAACCUUUCGCUUUUAUGUUCCUAAUAAAUUUGUAUCUAUACUUUAUAUUUUAUGUGCUCAAAAGCUCUAUAGUUUCAAAUGCGGAUGAGAGAGAUUCAGAGGCCUGUGGUGCCCCCGUGUGGAAUGGAGCAAUACUGCAUUUUCUUUUGUUCUAAAUAAGUUAGCAUGAACUUUGAGGUGUUGUGUUGCAGUAUAACGGUGUGAGUGGGUGUAAUCCUGCAUCCCACAAGAUAUGCAAAAACAAUGCAAUAACUAUGACUGUAUACAAGGUUCCCGAAGUAUAUAUAUAUAUAUAUAUAUAUAUAUAUAUACGUGUGAAAGUGGAAAACAAAUCUAUAUCACGAAGAUGUAUUAUUUUCUGUUUGUUGAAUUUUGAAGUAAACUCAGUGGUUUCCACGCCACAGAAACCUAAAAUACUUGAAAUCAGGUACAUUGCAGUGCAGUAUAGUGAAGAUGUAUUUAUUUAUAGUUCUCCUAUGAGGGUGUCGAGUCUGUAGCUGCAUAGAGACAGUGACCUGAAACCCAUGUUUUUGCUUGUGGUCCAACAUCCAGCCAAUGGAGACCCAGAGUGACAAGUCAUUUAGUUUGACGACUCAGCUAAAACCAACUUCUCUGACUCAGAACUUUUUGGCUUAUCUCUUUCUCUUGUUUAUUUCCAGUAACACGUAGUUAAAGCUUUGUCACUUUUGCAUGAGGUUCACAUUUCACAUGCCGACAUUAGAGCAUUCCAGGUUUUGUCAUCAUUUGAUUUAAUCGUGUAUCACAACACAUUUUGACAGAGUAGCUAUAGUGUACAUACAGAUACAUGAUGAAAGUCAGUAUUUAUUCUCUUAAUUAACACUUGACAGUGGACAGUAGUGGAGGAUGGUGGUUUUGCAUAUCUUGUGUCUUAUGGGCUCGUAGUUUAUUUCCUGAAUUGUAUUCUGAAUAGGACAGAGCUCAUGUUUAUGAUUGUUGAAAUAUUAAGGAAAUGGCAAACUACAUUAUUUUUAUUCUCCACUUUCGACAGCUGUCACUUUCUUUGCCUGUGUUGUCAUAGUCUUUGUCUUCAGUUCCUCCUCUCUCAGACCAGUGGCAAUGAAAUGGAUCAAAUGGCCCGUAAUUAGUUGUUUUUUACUCAAAUCCUUCAACAUGGUGAACAAACACUUGGCACAUACACACUUUAUUGCUUUUGGAUGUGUCCAGCACAGAGCGAUGAAUAGUUCCACAGAACUGGAGCAGUGUCCCAAUUCCAUACCUCAUGCUAAAUCUAAGCAGGUCAGAUAGACGUGGUGAGAGUAAAUGAUAAUGUCUCUUUAAAGCUACAUUUGGAGAAUAGAGCCUCUCUCAUUCCCUUUUUAUCCUGAAUGCCAGUUGCUUCUCUAUGUACAGGGAGCAGGUACGAUUUCCUGUGAGAAAGAAUCAGAUCCAGCAAGUUCAAGAGUAAAGAUGAACUGUUGAUUGGUUAAAAUCAGUCAAUAGAAUCCAGUGUUUAUCUACAAUUAAGGAAACUGUUCAAAUCUAAAGAAUUUUAAACAAGAAGCCGGGGAUCAUGGGUAAUAUUUACAAGUCAGAGUUAGCCUUUGUUUGAUCUAUCACCAAUCUCUCAAACAGAACCCAACAGAAUGAAUCCUCAUGUGUGGCUGCAGAGGGUGUUGUUGCUCAGUAAAAGUAGCAUUGUGCUCAUUUCACACAGUUAUGGCAUAAUUUCUUAUUAGUAUGAAAUUAUUAAGUUUGCUUAUUUCAUUUAUGCCAACAGCAGAAAUGUAUUCUAUAAAAAUUAGUAUUUAGUUAUGCUGGAUACAAUAAGCAUGUAAUAUGGAAUUGGAACACAGUUUGUUUCAAACAGCUGAUAUUUGGACUAACUAGCAGGAGAAGCACAGUGGAAACCAAUAACACUUCAGUAAACCAGCAUGCACCGAACCACAGCUGGAUCAGAGACUUUAUUCUAACUUUCAGUUCCAGCUGCGCUUUUAGAAGUCACACUGGUUCUUCUGUGUGGAUCCCUGUUCCUGUGGUUCCCUGACUGACUCUAGUUAGUUACUUCCCUCUGUAUCAGGCUGAUAAGCUCCAGCUGUGUUUGCAGUCGCCCUCCAUCUCCACCCAGAGCUCCACUAAAACUACACCCUAAAAUUGAACUCCUCCUCAAGUCAAAGCUGAGACGCAGAGUGAAAGCCUUCAUGACAAUCGAUUAGUGGUUGAUGACAAUGGGAAGCAGCGGGUGUAAGAAUGUUGUUGUUAGGGAUCGAAGAAGGUUUGGUUUCCUCCUGUCUGGAUUUCAGGGCCGUCUAAGAUCUGACAUGAUGAAUUUCAUAUAUAUUCAAGUAAUGUUUUACAUUUGCAUGGAUUUCUCCCUAAAAAAAGACUGGUCCUAUGUGAUUGAUAAUAUAUUUUGUCUCACCACUAGCCAAUGAUUGUAUAUUUUUAUAUAGCAAGAUAUGUAUGAAUAUAUAAUAUUUAAUCACCAGAAUGUUAUAGAGUUAUGAAAAGGGCAAGACACAUAUUUGGGAAUGUAAUUAGUAAAAUAUUGGUUGUGAACAUGGUCUAUAUAGAGAAACUUACUGAAGGUCGGUAUGAAUUUAUUGAAGUCCAACUUUAUUGACUGUAUUUUUGACCAAAAAGAAGCAGCAGGUGAUAAAGCUGUUAUAUUUACUGGAGAGGAAAUAUUGUAUGUUUUAGCUGAAGGGAAAUAAUGAAUAUGAUUGGCUCUUAGGAUGUUUCAAAGACUUGUUCCCCAGAUGAGGUGGUUUAAUUUGAUGUAGAAAGUCUGUUUUACAAGUUAACUUUGUAAUACUCACCUUGACUUGUGCUCUGAGAGUAGACGCGGGAUGAAUCUGUUAUUUCACACCUUCUUUUGAAUUUUAAGCAGCAGAGAGAUCCAAAAAUCCGACUUGUUCUUUUCUCGUGUUUGUUUUGUGUUUUGUGAAAUGGCCUGAAAGACGUGAACCUGCCAGGAGCCUGUCAGCGCAGGUCCAAGUCUGGACGUUUUCAUACUGUAGCACUGAGAGACCUGUCUCUCUUUCUGGUCCUACAACAGAGAAAUACACACACAAACAUAUAUACUGUACACUUUUUCAAACAUCUUGUUUAAGCUUUUAAAGACAUUUAACCAAAAAAUUCAACCUGUCAAGUACUAAUCUUUCUGUCUCUCUCUCUCUCUCUCUCUCUCUCUCUCUCUCUCUCUCUCUCUCUCUCUCUAUGCUUCGAGCCAUUAAAACCAUGUAGCUUCUAUUUUUUUCCAAGACAGAAUAAAGACGGAGGACUUGAGCUGCAUUGGAUGCAGAGCAGGAAGUAAACAAGUAGUUUUGCGUCUUGCAAACUUAUUUGACGUUAUCUUGACAUUGAGGAACCACUGAAGGAUAAAAAAGUCUGAUCUUCUUCCAUCGUGGAGAAGAGCUGCUGUGUGCGAUCAUAUGUUAAACAUUUAAAAAGUAUUUCAAGUUUCUUGUUCAACCUAAACUUUACACAGAUGUGUGUUUUUCAGGGACAGUGAGGCUGUCUUGUUCUCCUCGUGUGGAUCUAACUGCGUCGCAGCAGAUGUACGUUUAUAUUUUCUUGUAAACCGAAGUGUUUGUCGAUCAUCGUCUGAUCCUGACAAAAAUAAUAUUUUAAGAGGACUAUUUUGAAUAUAGAUUUAUUUUUCUUUUAUUCUAGGUAACAAAUCAGCCUAGCCUGUUGUCAUAGGAUUUUAAUUAAUCGAAUUAUAUCUUUUAAAAGGGAAAAUAUGAAUUCCCUUUUCAGGAGAAACAAGAGAAAAUCACCUUCUUCUAUUGUACAGAUGUUAUUUUGAUGUUGAUGGUAAUGAAAGCUUUGGGAACAUGAGCAGAACGCGACAGAGGGUAUAUAUAUUAUUAUUAAAUACACAUUUAUAUUGUAAGUAUCUUCUAUUUUAGAUAUUAUACAUAUAUAUACAUAUAUAGAAACUAUAAAUUAUAAGAUAUGAAAUGAUAGUUUGGAGAUGGACUUGCAGAGGAACUAAAGAGCUGGUUUGAAGGUGCAAUACUGUUGAAUUUUUCAGUUUUAGACCCAGAGGAGAAAUGUUUUUAUUAGUUUCACCAUCAGCUUAAUGUUUCCAUGAGCUUUGGAAACAAUGUUACUGUUAAGUUUCCUUUACGUGAAGCUUUACCUUUGUCUGAGUGUUGCCAAUGCAAAAGCAGGAUACAGUUAUGUAUCAGAUUAAAGUGGGGUGCAUUUUAUUAAAAAGUAUAGUGGAACAUGACAGAUACGAUCCUGGCAUUGACCACCUCUUAUUAAUCCUAUUAAAUCCGAUGUGACAAUGUUCAAAACCAUUAUCAGCACUGAAACUUUUAGCUAAUGAUUCUGCACUGGCUCAUAGUAACACUCACAUGGCUUUGAUUCUUUUCUUAUAGGAUAGGCUGAUGCAUGACAGUUCUAAUAGACGCAUGUAAAAGUCUGGUGAGGAACAAAAGUAUCUUUUAUUUCCGACCGCCUUUACUUUUCUCUACGUGGCCGGUUGUGCCCCCCCGGCAGAGAAACCAGAUAGAUAAGAAGCACUCGCCCGACUGAUUUAGAAAUAACUUGUAGGAUGAGCUCAAUAGAACUCACCCAUUGUGUAGCAGCUACUUCGGCCGUGUUAGGACGAGUGUUCGUGUUUUAAGGAGCUUGAAAGCCUCAUUGUUCACUCACCUCUUCUUCUUGUUAUUCCCUCACUUGUUUGACUGAUAAAUCAUUAAGGAGGUCCCAGUCUGCACAUUUACCAUUUGUUGGUACAGGAGGAUGCUGCAGCCGAGGCUCGUUGACUUGAACUUUCUGUACCAGCCAGUGUUUCUAACUGGGACGUUCUUCAGGACAGUAGUGCAGCUCCAGAUGUGUGUCACUGGUUCGGGUGUUGAAUCAGCUGGUCCUCAGUAGAUCCAUGAAUCCCUGCAUCUACGUCUCCUCUCUACUUUACUGAUAAGAGCUACUUCACACGAAUGAUCAUUAUCUCAGCACUGUCAUCCCUUGAAUGUAGGACGCAGCGAUGCUCUGUUAACUCCACAUGAAGUAUUUGAAUAUCAGAUUUAGUCGACCAGUUGAUGUUUGGAUAUUUUUCCUUUUCAGCAGCCCUUCAUGGAAGGUGGUAUUUUAGGCAGAUGUCUCAGUGUUUGUCCGUCACACACACACGAAUCAUCUGGAUGCAGCUCAACACGUCGAAACUUGUUAUUUCAACCUUUCCAGAGAACAACCCCACAUUGAGUUAACAACAGAAAGGUCUUGUGUGCCUGUGUGUGCAAAUGCAGCUUUAAUGAAUGAGUUGUUGAGAGCAUCGACAGCCUCAUGCAUAUCAUCAGUGUUUAUUUCUCGCAACACGCAGGCUUUUUUCUGUUUCUUUAUUUACCGGGUGAAUGCCGUGGCUCCUUCCUCUGCUGGUCCCUCAGUAUCUGACCUUGUUCCCAGUCUUACUUCACUACUCAUGCAAAGUGUUCGAGGGCCUUCGAGAGGAACGAGCCGCUUGUUUCCCUUCUUCUCCUGUCCGAGCGAGGUCCGUCGUUAACCCUGGAGUUUAUUUCAUGGAGAGACGUGUUCACACCGAGACCAAUCUGUGGUAAUAUUAGUAGUGGCGCUACUGUUCAAUGUAGUAUUUAAUAACAGCACUAUUUAGGGUCAGAAAACGAACUAGAGUGUGUUAUUGUGCUUUGCAGUAGCUUUGGAGGCAGGUGGCUGUUUUGUGACUGAGUUCUUCAACAUGAAGCCACUCCCCCUCUGCUCUGCGAGGGAUUUCAUUGGUUCUGAGGUUGCUAAGUGACACUGGCCCAACAUCAUUUGGUUUCCUCGGUUACCGUUUGUCUCCUUGGUGAUGACUGCAUGGCCUAACAGUUGACACGCCCCCUUUCUUCUUCUUCUUCUGCUUCUCUUUCUUUUUUCUAAAAGGAGAGUUCCUGUUUUAUUUUGUUUUUUUUCGUUCAUUUCAUUUUAGAUUUUAGUAAGAAAGAAUACAAAUGAAAUAAAUCAGAAUAUUAAUUCAAUCACUUUUUCUACUCCUAUUUUCAAUAAAAAGUGAAAAGAAAAACCAAACAAAAAGUUGAUUUGUAAAUAAGUAAUGUACAGUUUGUAUCUGUAACUUGUCAGUCUGUCAUUGGUGACAGAGUCUGUCUUGCUUAUAACGCACGCUAACAGUAAAUAAAAAAGGAAAAAGUAUAUUUAGACUGUAUGGUCCCUUGAAAGCAAGUUUUAAAUUAAUAUCUGAUGUAUAUUCCUGUAACAUUGCAUUUUUAUCUGAGGAAUGAUGUUAUUAAAAAAUUGCAAAUAAAUUGCAUUUCCUACA